Botrytis cinerea B05.10 is the source of this 891-nucleotide messenger RNA. RefSeq lists its product as hypothetical. The coding region runs from base 187 to 552 and encodes 121 amino acids. The record is from RefSeq and is a predicted model, not a curated record. NCBI's taxonomy places the organism in Eukaryota, Fungi, Ascomycota, Leotiomycetes, Helotiales, Sclerotiniaceae. The transcript is spliced from 2 exons.
GAUUAUUUGGGCCAACUUCGUUUAGUAUCAGAAACGAGGCAUAUUUUUCCAUCCCGUGCUCGCCAGCCUUUUUUCCGCCUGUCCCCAAAACAUUAUUCUCCAUGUUUCCAUGCACGUGUGAGAACUCUCUGAUAUAGAUUUCGAUGCUUCGGGGGAGGUGGGGAGGGGUUCUCUUCAAAGGAAAUUAUGCAGGAGAUCAGACAUGAGCAUAAUUGGAAACAGGCAAGCAAAUACAUUACGAUACAUAAGGUCAGCCAACACGUUCCUACGAAAGCAAGUAAAAUACACAGUUCAUCGAAAACAAAUACUCCGAACUGUACAACAAUCAAAUUCAAUACCAUCAAUCUCCUCUCCGCCCACAACCAGAAAUUCCAAAGACCUCCUUUUUUUUUCUCCACAAUCCAGCGAACUCAAAUAUGCGUUGUCCUUUUUGCGAGUUUAACAACUUCACUGAGAAUGAGAUCUGCAAUGAAUCCAAAGCCUAUCUUCCGGCAGAUCCGAUCGUUGAGAGGGUCAGUAUCACCGGGUACCCCGACAAUAUUGCGAAGAUAAAACACGAGGGGAAAGUGGAAAUGGGGAAAGAUCCUUCCAGGUCGGAUGCAGAGAGAGCGAAAGCUAAAAAAUGCAUGGUGGUAAACAUUAAUCAUUUUGGGUCGGUCGUCUCCGUUGUUCUCAACGAGAAGUAUGUGAGAGUUUCCGCGGCACAUGAGGAUGCUAGCCGUCCGGGGAGAUACGAACCUGUUCAGAAGGCCGAGUUGUGGAAAGCUCCCGGAGCGUAGAUUUGAGACAUGGCACAAAGUCUGGAGGCCGAUGCUGCUGGGUUGCCACAUGAGAUGGUGGAAGAUAUGGGGAUAGGAGACGAUUGGGAGAGAAAUGAGGAUGAGAUGCGGA